CCUCCAAAAUCACACGAACACACACACGCUCUCUCUCUCUCUCUCUCUCUCUCUCUCUCUGAAACUUUGAGAGGGAGCAACAAUGGCGAGCACCGCCGCAACGAUGGGGCUUCUCAAUCUCCUCCCCAAUCCCAUCCCUAUCUCCUCUAAGCUCUCCAAAACCCCAUCGUCGUCGUCGUCGUCGUCGUCGUCGUCGUCGCUCGAUCUCCAUUUCCACCUCUCCGUCGCUCUCCGAUCGCUCUCCGAAUCCCUCCCCCUACCCUCCGCCGCAGCAGCAUCCGCCGCCGCCGCGGCGUUCUCAUUGCCCCUCUUCGUCAAUCCCCAGGACGCGAUGGCGGUGGGAGGGGAGUUCGGGAUCUUGGAGGGGCGCACGCUGGCGCUGGUGCACCCGUUGGUGAUGAGCGGGCUCUUCUUCUACACGCUGUGGGCGGGGUACUUGGGGUGGCAGUGGCGCCGCGUCCGCACCAUCCAGGACGAGAUCAACCAGCUCAAGAAGCAGCAGGUCAAAUCCCCGGCCCCCGCCGCCGCCGCAGUUCCCGCUGGCGCCGCUGCUUCCGAUGCGUCGCCGCCGCCCCCUGCGGAGGUCUCCCCGGUCGAAGCCAAGAUUCAGAAGCUCACCGAGGAGAGGAAGGAGCUGCUGAAGGGAUCGUACAGGGAUCGGCACUAUAAUGCAGGGUCGAUACUGCUGGGAUUCGGAGUGUUCGAGGCAGUGGGAGGGGCAAUAAAUACGUGGUUCCGCACAGGGAAGCUCUUCCCCGGGCCCCACCUCUUCGCUGGAGCUGCUAUCACUGUGCUGUGGGCAGCGGCCGCAGCGCUUGUCCCUGCCAUGCAGAAGGGAAAUGAGACUGCAAGGAAUCUCCACAUUGCAUUGAACACAUUGAACGUCCUGUUGUUCAUAUGGCAGAUCCCAACCGGGUUCGAUAUAGUGCAAAAGGUGUUUGAAUUCACCAAUUGGCCUUAGAUUGAUAGGUACCUCUUCUCUCUCCUUCCGGUUCCUCACACUAUCGUUCUUGUCUUGUGGCAUUGUGUUGUAUUGUGAGUUUCUGUCUCAUUUUUCUGAUUCUUCAAUCUUCACAAAAUAUGCCGAUGUGCAAAAUGCAGUGUAACAGAAAGUAGUAUGAAGUACAUUGUGUAAAAAAUCUUUUGUUUACUCGUUACUGAGCCAACCGGUUAAAAGUAAUUUGAAAUGUGAAAUUGUAAACUUGCAUUGGUUUUGCGA
Ananas comosus (pineapple) is the source of this 1219-nucleotide messenger RNA. RefSeq lists its product as uncharacterized. The coding region runs from base 83 to 961 and encodes 292 amino acids. Lineage: Eukaryota; Viridiplantae; Streptophyta; Magnoliopsida; Poales; Bromeliaceae. Gene Ontology annotation, cellular component: chloroplast thylakoid. The record is from RefSeq and is a predicted model, not a curated record. The transcript is spliced from 4 exons.